Molecule: messenger RNA, 596 nt
Organism: Paramecium octaurelia
Lineage: Eukaryota; Ciliophora; Oligohymenophorea; Peniculida; Parameciidae
Source: the annotation of a GenBank genome assembly
AAUGAAUGCCUAAUUCAUACAAUAAUUUAUUUAGGACUCCUCUUGGCCUGAAAAUGUAAAAAAAGAGUUCUUGGCUCAAUUACACAAAUUCAUGGCGACUCUUACUGAGUAUUCCUUCAGUCAAGAAGGCAUUACUGAGUUGUAUAUCCCAAAUGAAGACUUGAAUAAUAUUGAGUAGGCUUCUUAUGACAAAGACUUGUUGUAAAGAUUAGAGGCAACCUUAUUACAUUGGUAGAGACAAAUCAAAGACAUAGUGAACAAUUAAGAAUUGGCUAUUGAGAAUGAGAAUGCAGGCCUACUUGAUGAGAUCUCUUAUUUGAGAUAAAGAAAAAAUAAUUUGUCACAUAUUCAUGAAUAAUUGGAGAAGCCAGAGUUUAAAAGAAUCAUCUAAAUAUUGAGCGAUAGUCAAUAUGUCUAAAGUUUCAAGGAAUGUUACUCAAAAUUAAGAUCACAUUCAUCAAACAUGUAAUGAAAAACCAUAAUUUAUUGGGCUGAUAAUGUUAUAGAUAUUCCUUUUAAGACUGCAUAUUCUGUUUCCACUAGACUAGUUGCUGAGGAAGAAGAUACGAUCCUUAAUUUUUAACUUUGACCUUACC